Molecule: messenger RNA, 414 nt
Organism: Paracoccidioides lutzii Pb01
Exons: 2
Coding region: 1-414 (137 amino acids)
Source: RefSeq, a predicted model, not a curated record
AUGCUAGCAUUCUCUAGUUUGGGAAUGUCUAUCAUCCCUUUUGCAUCCAUCCGGUAUGGUCAGCAUAUUAGACAAAACAGCAAAUUCUGUCAGCACCUACAUCAACAGAAGGAAGCGGACCGUAAUUCUGAGGAGGAGGAAGAAGACAGAUCGCGAAAUUUUUCUGAUAGGUGCUGGCAGGGACGUGGAGAAAGGACAAACCACCAACACCCCAUCCCAGCACCCAAGCCCAAUCAGACGCUGGAUAUAGAUUUUAUUACCAGUGGCUACAACGAAGAAAUGGAACUUUACCCUCGCAUCAUCUUUCAAGACGUAUUCAUCUACGAUAACUAUAUAUUCCGGUUACUCUCCAAAACCUCCCAUCGACCAGACGAUCGAACCGAUCAUACAGCACCAGUCACAGUAGGUAUAUGA